Messenger RNA from Penaeus vannamei (Pacific white shrimp), 1109 nucleotides. RefSeq names its product protein D3. The record is from RefSeq and is a predicted model, not a curated record. NCBI's taxonomy places the organism in Eukaryota, Metazoa, Arthropoda, Malacostraca, Decapoda, Penaeidae.
AUUCUGCAGCAUUACCACGUGACGCUAGCCGGUGCAAGUUCAAGACAUGUUUCGUCCUUCGAUCUGGCUGUUACUUCUCCUCCCCGCUUGCUUCUUUCCUGACUCCCUGGAGCACUAUGUACAUGGACAUUGGGGAGGUCUAGGAAUGCCCUGGAACUACCGCAGAAAUUAUUUUAAUCCAUGGCUUCAACACGAACUCGUCCCUGAUAUCCUGUUCGGACCGCCCCCAGCCGUACUGCAGGUGGUCUAUAACAACAGCUACCCGGUGAACUUCGGAGCCGUGCUGACGCCCACCCAAGUGCAGAGCCAACCGACCUUCCUGAGGUGGCCUUGCCGAGGAGACUCACUCUAUACUCUGGUCUUCCUGGACCCAGACGCGCCGAGCCGGGAGAACGCGACGCUGCGCUCCUUCCAGCACUGGCUCGUCGGCAACAUCCCCGGCUGCCACGUGCACCGCGGGACGACGCUGACGCAGUUCAUCGGCUCCGGACCCAGGGAAGGAUCGGGUUUUCAUCGUUACACUUACCUGAUCUUCCUGCAGCCUAAACAAAUCGAGUUUGAUGAACCUACAAUUAGCAACACUUCAGCCACUGAACGUCCGUCCUUCAACCUCAUGGACUUCGCCGGCAAGUACUGGCUGACUCUCCUCGCCGGCAAUUUCUACCGAGCACAAUAUGACUCCUACGUCCCUACGCUCUACGCACAGUUGGGAUUCGCGUAGACUAAAUGGUGUUUCGUUUUGUCGGUAACGAACAUGUGAACUGGUUGUUUAUUUACGUCAUAUUUUGCAAUACAUUAAAUAAAGAAAGAAAUAAUGGGAAAAUUUGUGUAUUCAGGUGUCUUAAAUUAAUAUUAGAUUAUUAAUGUUUUUCUUUUUUUAAUAGUUUUGAUAUUUGAUUUCUGACCGGGAUUAAGAUUAACGUAUUUUUUGUUUUUGAAUCUCAAAUUAAUAUCUAAAAAAAUCAGCUCAAAAUCUGUAAUCAUUUCACUACACCUGUUUUUAACAUACCCUACAAUUUUGUGCAGUUGUUGUUAACAUGAUUUCUACUACAAGCAGAAAAUAUCCAUCGUUAUUUUUAAACCAUUAUUCUCGGGUGAAAUAAACAGUA